AUGUGUUUUAUUGACUCGAGAAACAGAAACAGGAAAACACAAGAUGAAAGAAACGAAACACGAAUAUUANUAACUGGUGUUAUAAACAAUGCGUUUAUGGCAAAUUUAGCGGCAAUCGAUAAAGAAUUAUUAGAGGAAUUAUGUGCUUUCCUUAAAUUUUUUGAUCAAGCUAUUGAUGAACUAAGUGAAGAAGAAAAACCAACUAUGCACAAAGUUAUUUCUAUUCGACAGUUAUUACUUAAUCAUUGUGAUUUAAAAUAUGAAGAUAGUGGUGAACUUAAACAAUUAAAAUGUUUCGUUGGGGAACGUAUUAAAUCUGUCUGGACUGUUCAAGAUCAACAUUAUAUGUGUACACUACUUCAUCCUUCGUUGAAGCGUUUUGAAAUAGCUCCGAAUGAAAAAUCUAAAGCCAUUGCAUUAGUAAGACAGGAAUUAUUAAAACGUUCAUUACCAUUAUCAAACAAUAUUACUGCUACUGAUCAUGAAGGAGUAGCUACGAAUCCAUUAAUUAUGAUUGAUAAAUCAAAACUAAUUACUUCUAAUUAUUUAUUAACUCGUUGUUUUGAUCAACGACCAUUAAUUCCAAAACCAGUUUUAACACCAACAAGUGAAUUAGAUAAUUACAUGUCAUCAGAUAUACAACUUCGUGAAAAUGAUAAUGUACUAUUGUUUUGGAAAGAAAAUACCGAAUUAUUUCCAAUAUUAUCAUCGAUGGUACGUGAUUUAUUUGCAAUACCAGCUUCAAACACAACAGUUGAAAGGUUAUUCUCAUCAUCAAAAAAUACUGUUACAGAUCGACGAACUAGUUUAAACGGGAAAAACGGUAAUGAAUUGCUGUUUCUUCAAAAAAAUCUUCUUUCUUUACAACGAAUAGAUAAAGAUGCAUCAAUUAAAAACAAGGAACAAUUAAAAAGAAAAAUAUCGACAACUAAUGAUGAACAAGAUUUACUUAUUGAAGGCAAAAACAAUUCUGUAUCAUCUACAAUGACUAAAUGA
This is a messenger RNA of Rotaria socialis, 996 nucleotides long. The record is from the annotation of a GenBank genome assembly. Lineage: Eukaryota; Metazoa; Rotifera; Eurotatoria; Philodinida; Philodinidae.